GUGUCCUAUUUAACCUCAUAUACGAUGAUUCGCGCACGAACUAUACCAUUAUUAUGGCUGCAACAUGUGGGAAAAUGGGUCUUUGGAAGAAAAAUGUCUUUUUAUAUUUUCUGUUUAUUUCAAACUGCUUCGCACUGAAUUGCCGGUCAGAGCGUCGUACAAAAGAGGAUGAAUUCAAAAGGGUUUUCAAUAAUUGCUUGAAACAAACGGAAAGAAAUGGUAGUCGCCAUUCCUCAGAAGAUUGGAACAAUCGAGAGUACAAUCAAAGAAAUCAAUGGGACAGAGACAGUAAUAACCAAAACAGGGAUAACAGAAUGGGAAAUAGAGAUGCAAUAGAAGAUAGAGACAGAAAUUGGAAUAAUAGAGAUGGUGAAACUGAAAGAUACGAUAGAAAGCAACAUAGAGAAAAUGUGAAUCACAAUGAUAGAAUGGAUGACAGAUAUAAUAGAACGAAUGUUAGAAAUAACAGAGCUAAUAUGAAUGGAGGCGAAGGUGACAAUAGUAAAGGCAUAAACAGAAUGAUGAACAACCGUGCUCGAACUGAACAAAUAAGUGGACGGGAUGAGUUUUUACGGGAUGAAGAUUUUAGCGGAGACGUCACUAUGACACACCAUAAUCACUAUCCAUCACAAUCGCCGAGAAGAUAUAAACGUGAAAAGCGAGUAGACAUGAACUCUGGACAGAGAAGCCAAUAUAAUCCACAUUCACAAAAAUCUAAUAGUCAGAGUAAUCACUUUGAAAAAAGAAAUUCGUCUAACAAUUCCAGUAAAGAAAUGGAAAGAGCUUGCGUACUUCACUGUUUCUUGGAAAAUCUACAUAUGACUGACGAUAACGGAAUGCCAGAUAGGUAUCUAGUGACGCAUGCUUUUAUUAAGGAUGAGAAAAACGAAGAUUUACAAGAUUUCAUGCAAGAAUCAAUUGAGGAAUGUUUUCAAAUACUGGAUAAUGAAAAUACAGACGAUAAAUGCGAAUUUUCCAAAAAUUUAUUGACUUGUUUAUCAGAAAAGGGAAGAGCCAACUGUGACAAUUGGAAUGAAAAAACGGGGUUCCUCUUUGAAUGAUUGAAAUAAAAUCGUAUGUACAUCUAUAAUCUAAAUAA
Molecule: messenger RNA, 1099 nt
Organism: Nymphalis io (European peacock)
Lineage: Eukaryota; Metazoa; Arthropoda; Insecta; Lepidoptera; Nymphalidae
Gene: Obp59a
Product: general odorant-binding protein 71-like
Exons: 5
Coding region: 54-1061 (335 amino acids)
Molecular function (GO): odorant binding
Source: RefSeq, a predicted model, not a curated record